GGCAAUACACUGUAAGAGCGAGCGGAGCGAUGGCGUCGGCGGGGGGCGAGCGCCUGUCGAGCAGCGACUUCAAGAAGAAGCGCGAGAUCGAGGAGGCGCGCAAGAACGGCACGCUGCCGCCCGAGCAGGAUGCGGACGGCAACCUCAUCAACCCGCACAACCCCGAGUACAUCAGCAAGCGGCCGUGGUAUCUGGGCGACUCGGGGCCGUCGCUCAAGCACCAGACGCUGCAGCACCAGGCGCACCUGCUGUCCAUCCACGAGGCCGACGAGCUCUACCUCAAGGGCCGCAAGCAGCAGCAGCACGCGGCCUCGGGCGCCGGCAGACAGCGCAAGUGGCGCAAGGGCGCGUGCAAGAACUGCGGCGCCAUGAGCCACAAGACCAACGAGUGCGUCGAGCGCCCGCGCAAGGUCGGCGCCUGGAAGACCAACAAGGACCUCAAGAGCGACGACGUGGUUGUGGACGUGCGCUCCGAGAAGUUCGGCAAGCUCGCGUUCGACGCCAAGCGCGACCAGUGGCUCGGCUACGACCCCAAGGAGCACGCCAAGACCAUCGAGCGGUACGAGAAGGUGGACGAGGCGCGCAAGAAGCUGCGCGCCGAGGAGAUCAACAAGAAGCUCAAGGAGUCGGCCGACAAGAAGAAGGAGAAGAAGGCGCGGAAGGACAAGGACAAGGACAAAACGGACGACCACGACACGGGAUCCGACUCGGACUCGGACUACGAGUCGGACAUGGAGUCCGAGGACGAGGAGUUCCGCGACCACGACGAAGGACCCAUGUUCACGGAGCGUGUGGCUCGGCAGGGAGGAGUGGGCGGCGCCCAGAUGAAGACGACGGUGCGCAAUCUGCGUAUCCGCGAAGACACGGCCAAGUACCUGCGCAACUUGAACCCGAACUCGGCCUACUACGACCCUAAGACGCGGUCCAUGCGUGACAAUCCGAACCCGGAGCUGAACCCUGAGGAUACGACAUACAUUGGCGACAACGUGGCGCGCUACACGGGUGAUGCCCAGAAGCUGGCGUCUGCGCAGCUUUUCGCGUGGGAGGCAUACUCCAAGGGUACGGACAUCCACCCGCUUGCAAACCCUUCGCAGGCCGAGUUCCUCAAGAAGCAGUACGAAGAGAAGAAGGCUGCGCUCGAGAAGGAGAAGAGUCGCAAGAUUCUUGACAAGUAUGGCGGCCAAGAGCACCUGGAAGCGCCGCCCAAGGAGCUUCUGCUGGCGCAGAGUGAACACUACGUUGAGUACUCACGCGACGGGCGCGUUGUCAAGGGUCGUGAACGGGCACCCGUGCGCUCCAAGUACAUCGAGGAUGCGUUCGAGAACAACCACACAAGCAUUUGGGGCUCGUGGUUUGACCGCAGUGAAAUGGCGUGGGGAUACGCCUGCUGUCACUCGAAGGUCCGCAAGUCCUACUGCACGGGUGACGACGGAAAGAAGGCACUCGAGGAGUCGAAGACUGCGAACGUUGAACGCGCAAUGCUCAAGCCUCAGGAGAAACUUGAGCCUGGUCAAACUGACGGGUCGGAGGCUGCACAGGCGGGUGGUGUCAUCAGCAAGCGCAGCGAAAUGUACGGCGAAAAUAUUGCACCUGAGCUAAAUGAAAAGAAGCUCAAGAAGGCCAUCAAGAAGGCGGCGAAGGAGAAGAAGAAACAGGCUGAAGUGGACGACAAGAAGCGCAAGUACAACUCCAUGGGCAACUACGAGGUGAACGCGGAGGAGAUGGAGGCGUACAAACUGCUCAAGUCACGCGGUGAAGACCCCAUGGCCAAAGUUCUUGGCAGCGACGUAUUGCUCGAGGAAAAUGACGACAACGCCAAACGGGCACGGCGCUAA
Messenger RNA from Phytophthora sojae, 1835 nucleotides. RefSeq lists its product as hypothetical. Gene Ontology annotation, molecular function: pre-mRNA 3'-splice site binding. Gene Ontology annotation, biological process: mRNA splicing, via spliceosome. Gene Ontology annotation, cellular component: spliceosomal complex. The transcript has a single exon. Lineage: Eukaryota; Oomycota; Peronosporomycetes; Peronosporales; Peronosporaceae. The coding region runs from base 30 to 1835 and encodes 601 amino acids. The record is from RefSeq and is a predicted model, not a curated record.